Molecule: messenger RNA, 1743 nt
Organism: Aricia agestis (brown argus)
Lineage: Eukaryota; Metazoa; Arthropoda; Insecta; Lepidoptera; Lycaenidae
Gene: pkaap
Product: A-kinase anchor protein 10, mitochondrial
Exons: 3
Coding region: 118-1671 (517 amino acids)
Biological process (GO): intracellular protein localization
Cellular component (GO): plasma membrane
Source: RefSeq, a predicted model, not a curated record
AAAACCGAAAUAUUUACAAAUAGUGCAACAAAAAAAAGGACAUUUCCCUGAGAAAUUAACUAGCUACGUGUUUUUACUUAAAACGUAAAAAUUUGAUUGUGUGUAGUUAUUUAAGGCAUGAUAAAGUUUUGGAAAAGUGCAGCAAAAGGGAAAUCUGGGUGUCCUGUUCGACCACCUGAGUCGCAGUCGCUAAAUAAUCCGGGAUAUCAACUCUUGUCUGCUGAUCCAAGUGCUGAAGAAGGGGACGAUAAUAUAUUUGAGAAGAAAUCUCAACUGUCUCUAACAUUACAAGAUAUUUUGUAUGAAAGAAAAUGUAUAAAACAUUUUAUAUCGUUUAUGGAAAGUAUAGACAAGGGACUACUUAUAAACUGUUGGUUGGAACUAGACGAGUACCGGUUACAGUUGCAAAGCGUACCAGAUGAUACCAAUAAAAGUUGUCAUAGUAAAAUGAAUCAUUCUAAAAGUUUUGAUUAUAAUUCAAUAAAAUCAGCAACAGAUGCAGAAAAUAUCCUUAUGUCACAAAUGAACAGCUGGAUGUCAAGCUCCAACAGUUUGAACCUGAGUAAGCUUGAAUCUAAAUCUGAGGUACAUAAAAAUGAAUCAUCAAAUGUUACAGAUCAAGCUAUAAAUUUGUUUAAGAAGUAUAUAGCUUUGGAAGCUCCACAUAAGCUUAAUUUAACAGAUGAAGUAAGGAAAGUUGUGAUAUCUAACAUUUGCAAUCCAGAUGGAAAAAUUAAGGAAGAUUGUUUUAAGCCAGUGCAAGAUACUUUACUGUGUGAAAUAACAAAAUGUUUUAGUGACUUUCAAAGUAGCCCCCAGUUUAUAAAAUCGCAAAUAGAUAUACUAACUAGCAGUAGGAUAAAUCUUAAAGAUAUUUUAUAUAAUGAAACUAUACUAUUUUAUUUUACAGAGUAUUUGGAACAGGAAUCUUGUAGUGUGCUUCUAGAGUUUUUAAUUUCUGUUUCUCAUUUUAAAGACAAUCUAGCAAGUGGUAAAAAUGCAACAGUAGAAGAGACUCAAAGUGAUGCAAUUGUUCUUUACGAUAAAUAUUUCUCUCUACAAGCUACCAGUCCAAUUGGGUUCCCAACUGAAAUUCGAUUGAAAGUAGAAAGUGACAUUUGUAGUGAAUUGGGCCCUGCAGGCACAUGUUUUGAUAUCCCUUAUAGAAUCGUAUUUAGGACUCUCACUAGCUAUGUUAAAAUAUUUUUAGAAUCAGAAAUAUACUACAAUUAUCUUUCGGAGAUGAUCAAGUCUGUAGAUCAGAUGACUUCUCAAAGCAAAGCACAUUCCGACUGCAGCAGCGAGCUGAGUGUUAGCACACAAAAUACUCUGUUGGCAAUGGGGGAUGUCUAUUUAAGAAAAAAACGUAAUCAUUCUGUACCUGAUAUGACAAUUGACUCUCACCAACUCUACAAUGCAGAUGCUUUAUGGCAACGAAAGAAACACGAUGGUUUAACUUUAGGAAGGAUAAAUAGUUUAGGAAGGUUCGAGUCUAAAUUUGAGCCUGACCCUGAUAAAAAAAAUAAAUCUGUUUUGAGAAAAAUGGUCAGCAAAUUUGUUCCUGCGAACUCUUCUGAUGUCAAAGAGGAAAUGGCGUGGCAGAUAGCCCACAUGAUAGUCAAAGAUGUAACAGAUCUAACUAUGGCACCACCGGAAAAUUAUCAAGAGUAAUGUGAUAUAAAUUGUUUAUAAAAUAAUUUUGUAUAUAACCAAUAUAUUAAAAUAUUAUGUUCAAUGUUGUAA